GCAUAUUUACCCUCUCAAUUUUCGCGCCACUCUUUUUUGCUUCGAGUCAACACCUCAAGUCCGCUUUACUUCUCCAAGACCAAUCCUUGAAGGUAAGCGUUGAAGCCAGGGAGGCGGGGGGGCGAGUAGGCACGCCUAGAGAGUCGUUUCUUUCGUUUUUCGUGUCUUUUUAAGGCUUAUGCACGUACUAACAUCCUCUUGUCCACGUGCGAGCUUUUGCAUGUUUACCUCUCCAUUUCUGCGUGAGAGCUUUUGGAUCCUGCUGACGUUUCAAGACGAGCCAACAAGUCAACGAGUAUCUGCAUCAAUUCAACACCUCCUACUUGCUUCCUCACAAGCCAAGACCUUGCUUCCUCGGAAAGGUUAAGUGUUGAAACGAGGGAGGUGGGGGGGUGAAUAGCCCGCCUCGAGUGUCUGAUAUUCAAUUUCGUAUGUCGUUUUUUCAAUUCUUGCAUGCAAUGCAACUAACCGUUUCUUUCGGGUCCUUUUUCCUCUUGCAUGUUCGCUUCUUGCAGAUUCAAAUGAAGACGCUGAAGACCGCCCUUGCUGCUCCAGUCAACGUCCUCGCUGCUUCAACCAGCGCUGAGUGGCCCUCUAUGGUCGCAAUGGCCUCCACUCAAUAUCCCUGCGCCUCCAUUCGACACUGCUGCUCCAGUCAACGCGGGUGCUCCAGUCAACGCGCGUGUUGCAGUCAACGCGGAUGUUGCAGUCAACGCGGAUGUUGCAGUCAACGCGGAUGUUGCAGUCAACGCGGAUGUUGCAGUCAACGCGGGUGUUUCAUUCAUGACAACACGGGCGCUCCGGUGAACGCGGUUGCUGCUGCAGUCAGCGCCCCUGCUACUCCAGUCAAGGCUGAGUAUCUCUUUACACUCAAUUCUUUCUUGCAUCUCACACCACUCUAGCUGCGUGUAGCACACCCUAGCCCCCCCACCUCUCAGGUUCAGACUACCGGGUGAAUAUCCCCCACUGCAGGUAAGUACCCCACCCCCAACCCCUCCCCCCCCCCCGGUGCAAAACUUCAAUCCUUGGUACAGGUUCGGCCUUGGUAUGGUAAGCCUAAGGGUGUGCUACAACAGCGAUGCUUUCAUCAUGGCUCAUUUGCAUUCAUCCGUUUGUCCUUUGCAUUUUUGCAUUCAUCCGUUCGUCCUUUGUUUGCUUCAGCUUCAGCUUCUGACGUUAUCCUCCUUUGUUGUCACUUGGACUGAUUGUGUUUCUUAUCCUCCCCCUCCCUUCCCCCUUCCCCCUGGCAGUUCGCUGCUAUUUUAAGGCAAAGCUGUGGUGUUCCAGUCAACGUGGGUGUUCAAGUCAACGUGGGUGUUCUAGUCAACGCUGUGGUGUUCCAGUCAACGUGGGUGUUCUAUUCAACGCUGUGGUGUUCCAGUCAACGCUGUGGUGCUCCAGUCAACGGUGUACUGCUCCAGUCAACGCUGUGGCGCUCCAGGUUAUCCCCUGAUCCUUGCUGGAAUCACCUUCAUCUACUAAAGACACAGAAGACCUCGCUGCCUGCUGCUGCUGGGCCCUUCCACUGGCGGCCUUCCAGUGUUGGCUCCAAGUUCUGAGUUUUGAGGCAGCAGCACCCAACUCCGGCACUCGCAGACAAGUAUCAGCACACCUCCAUGACUCCCUCACUGCUUCAGCAACUUUUCCUCGCUUUAUUCAUUCAUCUCCCAUGGCCCCCAACUGCCUGUCGCACAUCCGAGGGUCCCCAGGUAGGUAUCAGGUUCAGACUGAAAUAUGAGGUAUUCCUCCCACUGCAGGUGCAAAAUUUCUCCAAGUGAAUGGUAUCCCCUUGGGUGUGCUACAGCUGGUAUCCCCAUUGCUCUCAUUCCCGCUGCUCACAUCACCCUUGCUGCUGUCGUCGUUCUCCUCUUGCCCCUCUAACGACCCUAACCUCCCCACUCCCCCGGUUCCCCUCCCCCUCCUCAUCGUCUCAGUUGUUUGUUCUCAAGUCUUGGCUGCCUUCUCUGAAGACCUGCCGGUCUCUUUCUGCUGCUGCCCUUCCACUGGCGGCCUCUGGUGCGGAAAGGGCACCAAGUUCUGUUCUGAGGCAGCAGCACCUAACUCCCAACCAAGGCACCACCCCUACAUGGACCGUCGCUUGCAGAUAAGUAUUGGCACACCUCCAUGACUCCCUCACUGUCGUUUUCUCGCCUUUUUCAUGCAUCUACUGCCUGUAGCACACCCAGGGCCCCCCCAGGUAUCAGGUUCAGACUCCAGGCGAAGUGCUUCCGCAUCCAGCUGUACUCGUUUCUAGUGCUUCACUAUAAUUUCCUGGUUGGACUAACUUCGUUUCUCUCCCAUCCCCUCCUACAGGUUCCCCUUGAAGAACUCAUGAAAGGCAGCAAUGGGUGCUGCUGCUGGUGCUGGAGGUGGUGGAAGUGGUGGUGGCGGUGGUGCUGGUGCUGGUGUUGGGAGUGGUAGAAGGGGGGGGCGUGGUGGUGUGAGUGGGGUUGUGGGUUAAUCUCAAGCCUGGGCCCAAUACCUGCACGUUAAAGCAUAAAGGACAGCAACAGACCGUGCGGCCGGCGGUUCUGGUUUGGUCCCCUCUUGCUACGUCAGUGAGGGGUUCAGGUUUUGAGGUUAGCUCACAGCCCUUCUGGUGGUGGUGGUGGUGCCGGGUGGUUGCAGUGGAGGGGCGGUGAGAUUUCCUGGGUAAGGGGAGGGCAUGGAAGGGGAAGGGGGUUGAAGUCUCCAGGGUAAGGGCAGGUGGGGGGAGGGGGGCUGAAACCCCCAGGUUGAAGCGAGCAAUGGGCAGAGGAACCCCCCUCUUCUGCCUUUUGCUCGCUUCAACCUGGGGAAUUCAACCGCCCUCUCUUGCCGCACUCGCCUUACCCUGGAGGGUUCAGCCCCCUUGGCCUUCCUUGCUCUCCCAUCACCCAGGGAGUUUCACCCCCUCUCCAUUGCCACUCCCUUGCCUUGCCCUCCUCUUCCUCGGGUGGUUUGGAGAGGUGGUGAGAUGAUGUGGGGUGGUGGUGGUGAGGUGAUGUGCUAUCAUGCUAUGGCAUGCCACACUGGCGACAAGGAUGGGGGCUCGCAGUAGUGGUGAGGGGAGCUCGAUCGACCAUGCAGUGGGAUCAAAUAUUGUACCUAGUCCACAAGGGCUGGUAACUAAUUUUGCUGCCUGUUUCAAUGUAUACUAGAGCUCCAGCAUUUUAAUGGACCAUGAAUUGCUGCUCCGUAGCUGAAAAUUGUUCUCAUGAAUUGUGCUGAGUUUUUUACGAAGUGUA
Molecule: messenger RNA, 3227 nt
Organism: Closterium sp. NIES-67
Lineage: Eukaryota; Viridiplantae; Streptophyta; Zygnematophyceae; Desmidiales; Closteriaceae
Source: the annotation of a GenBank genome assembly